Python bivittatus (Burmese python) is the source of this 1756-nucleotide messenger RNA. RefSeq names its product chromosome unknown C19orf53 homolog (gene CUNH19orf53). The record is from RefSeq and is a predicted model, not a curated record. Lineage: Eukaryota; Metazoa; Chordata; Lepidosauria; Squamata; Pythonidae.
GCCGCCGCUUUCUAUCCCAGCAGCACCUGAGCAGUUCCGCUUCUGUUUCUCCGCUGCGUUCUCGGGGGCGGACGGGUCGCGUGGACGGCUGGCGGGGAUCGAUGGCUCAGGGCAAGCAGAAAUUCAAGGCGCGCCAGACGGCCGCUGCGGGGAAGAAGGCGGCGGCUGCCCGGGGACCUCGCAAGGGAGGUCGUGUAAUUGCUCCCAAGAAAACUCGUGUGAUCCAGCAGCAAAAACUGAAAAAGACUCUGGAGGUUACCAUCCGUAAGAAGAUUGAGCAUGAGGUGGUAAUGAAGGCCAAUGCUAAGUUACCCAAGAAACUUAGUGUGCUGAAGGCCCCCAAAGCAGAAACAAAGAAAGAUCCAGGCCACUCCAGCAAGUCUUAGCAAUGUUUUAUGCACUGAAAUUGGUGAUUGUGGCCAAUUUCACUUUGAUUUGACUGUUCCACAGUAUCUGCCAUUUUGUUGGGUAGUCAUCUAGGGUGCUACGUGUUUCAGCUAGUGGAGACAAGUUUUCUUCUACAUGAAAAACCACCUGGCUUGCUCCUUGCCCGAUACUGUGUGUGUGGGCUAGUACAAUAGGUAUUAGGUCAUUUUCAAACCUGCCUUACUCUAGUUUAAGUCUCAACAAUUUUUCUGCUUUGUCUUUGGAUUUAUGAUUUCCAUGAAAGCUACUUUGUUUUCAGUCUAGUAUGACCUGGGCCAGAUUUGCAACUGUGGCUUAACUGUGUUAGACCAGAAAGGAAGAUCUCGUGUGAGUAUCCACUGGGGGAGCAUAAUAACUCCCGGGUUCUUGCCUGAUGUUGAUGAACCUGUUGAUGUUCACAUCUGUUUUAGUAUAGGGAUAGGCAACAUGCUACUCUCCAGAGGUUUAUGAUUGGCCCUUGCUAGUGUGGCAAAUAGGUAUUAAGAGGAACAAAGUUCACACCAAAGAAAGGCCACUGGAUUACCUUCCCCUACUAGAAAUAAAACUCAGGUCUAUCCAUAUGAUCUAAAUUCUGCAAAACUGAGGUUUAGUCAGAUUGUUGUAUACAUAUUUAGAAUUGACAAACAGGCUAUUGUGGAACCACAUAAUUCUGUGUUUACAUCAAACAUGGAUCUGCAUCUCUAUGUUCAGUUUUGAAUCAAGAGGCAGAAAUGGCACUCUUAGCUUACAGUUCUCAACUGUUUGAACGUUAUCCCUUCUGGAAAGUAGCUUGACUUAUCUGUAUGCUGUGAGCUCUCUUGCCCUUUGUCUUCACCCGCUGCCCUCUGAUCAGUAUAACACGCUAGUGAUUCUUUUCUGCUUGCUGAUUCUCAUCCUUUUUUUCCUUAUCUCAUCCCUCAUCUGUUUAUUGCAGUUGAACCCUCCUACCCCUGCAAAUCACACAAGUAGUUUUAAUAAGAGAGAGUGAGGCUAAAAUGAUGAUGCAUAUGCCAUGGCACCAUCAUGCAGUUGCCCACAUUUUGUACUUGUGCCAUGCUGUGAUGCAAAUUACUAAGUUGUGCCUUUGACAUGAUCCUGGCAUCACACACUUGUCAUCAUUUGUCCCUACCUGCAAAUAUCCAUAUUAGUUCAGGAGUGCAAGCUGUUGAUCUUUCUAUAUAUGUUACCCAACUUUAAAGUAGUCUGGGGAAUAAUCUUGAACUAUGGUGUAUUUUCUAAUCAGCAAUCCAAAACCUAUUUUUAAAAGAAGCUUAAUUGCUGCAAAUGUUUGCUUAUAACUAAACUGUGUCUUUGUGCUACAUUUAAAAAAAUAAAUAAUCCAGGAAGUACA